AUGGCCCGGAUUGCCCCGCUCCUGCUGGUGGCGCUGCUCUCCCUAGCCGUGCAGCUCCCGCCGUCCGCGGCUUGCCCAUCCUGCCCCAAACCAAAGCCUCCGCCGCCACCGCCGCGUAGCAGUGCAAGCGACACUUGUUGCCCUCUACUGGCCGGCGUGUCCGGUGUUGACGCCGCACUCUGCCUCUGCACCACCAUCGAGCUCAAGGCGCUCAACAUCAACCUCGUGCUGCCGAUCGCCAUUCAGGUGCUUGUUAACCAGUGCGGCAAGACAGUGCCUAGCGAUUUCCAAUGCCCUAUGACGCCGCCAUCGCCUGUCACCCCACCACCGACCCCUGUUACUCCUUCGCCUACACCAAAAACGCCGCCAUCCCCUGUCACCCCACCACCGACCCCUGUUACUCCUUCUCCUACACCGAAAACGCCACCGUCGCCUGUCACCCCACCACCGACCCCUGUUACUCCUUCGCCUACACCGAAAACCCCGCCAUCUCCAUCACCGCCUGCAACACCGCCGACUCCUAUCACUCCUUCGCCUACACCACCAUCUCCUAUCACUCCACCACCGACUCCGGUUACUCCACCAUCACCGCCGAUGGGCAAAUGCCCAGUUGACACACUGAAGUUGCUAGGGUGUGUGGACGCACUCAAUGGACUGGUGCACACGGUGAUCGGCAGCAGUGCCAGCGACACAUGUUGCCCACUCUUGUCCGGUGUGGCCGGCCUCGACGCCGCGCUCUGCCUCUGCACCACCAUCGAGCUCAAGGCGCUCAACAUCAACCUCGUGCUGCCAAUUGCCAUCCAAGUGCUCGUGAACCAAUGCGGCAAGACAGUGCCCAGCGACUUCCAAUGCCCUGCGACUCCACCAUCGCCGACACCGGUGAUGCCGCCAUCCCCACCAGUAAUGCCGCCCACCCCUGUUACACCGGUUACUCCGCCAUCGCCGACACCAAUUACACCACCUAUUACACCGGUUACUCCGCCAUCGCCGACACCAAUUACACCACCAACGCCACCAUCCCCUGUGGCCCCGGCCCCAGUCCCAGCGACGCCACCGCCAUCGUCAUCAACGGGCAAGUGCCCCAUCGACACGCUGAAACUGUUGGGGUGCGUGGACGCACUCAACGGGCUGGUGCACGCACUAAUCGGCAGCAGUGCCAGCGACAAAUGUUGCCCGCUGUUAUCCGGUGUGGCUGACCUCGACGCAGCCCUAUGCCUCUGCACCACCAUCAAGCUCAAGGCGCUCAACAUCAACCUCGUGCUGCCCAUCGCCAUCGAGGUGCUCGUCAACCAAUGUGGCAAGACAGUGCCCGACGACUUCCAGUGCCCUAGUUAA
Messenger RNA from Triticum turgidum subsp. durum (durum wheat), 1335 nucleotides. Lineage: Eukaryota; Viridiplantae; Streptophyta; Magnoliopsida; Poales; Poaceae. The record is from the annotation of a GenBank genome assembly.